Molecule: messenger RNA, 1170 nt
Organism: Strongyloides ratti
Lineage: Eukaryota; Metazoa; Nematoda; Chromadorea; Rhabditida; Strongyloididae
Product: Putative RNA methyltransferase family and Nucleic acid-binding, OB-fold domain-containing protein
Exons: 2
Coding region: 1-1170 (389 amino acids)
Source: RefSeq, a predicted model, not a curated record
AUGGGAUCUCAUAAAAAAUCGUUGGAUGAUAAAAGCAAUAAAAUUGUUAAAAAAGUCAAGAACAAAAAUGUUGAAGUUUCGUGGAGGAAAAAACAUGAAAAAAUUUCUGCAAAGAAAGAGGAAAGUUUGUUAAAAAUGAAUCAGGAAUUUUUAGAGCAAAAAGAAGAGAAAAAAUCAUUAAAAACUGUUAAUGGCAUUGAUACUUCUAAAUUUUUGGGGAAACAGUAUCGUCCAUAUAACUUAACAAUUGCAAUUCCAGGUUCAAUAAUGAAUAAUGCUCAGUGCCCUGAGUUGAUGGCUUAUCUUGCUUCACAGGUAGCAAGAGCAGCGACGCUACAUUGUGUUGAUAAAGUUAUUAUUUAUGAUGAAACUAGUCAAAUGACUGAUCAUCAGAUUAAGUCUUAUUUUUCUGGUGAUUGGACAGGUGAAGAUUAUAUAAAGGAAGACAAUGUAGAGUGUAAUUUUCAUUUAGCAAGAAUACUGGAAUAUUUAGAAUGUCCUCAGUAUUUAAGAAAAACCUUAUUUCCAAUGCAAAAACCAUUAAAAUUUGCUGGUUUAAUGAAUCCUCUUGAUGCCAAGAAUCAUCUUCGUGCAGAUGACUUAUCUCUUCCAUAUCGUGAAGCAGUUAUUCUAAAAGAAUCAAAAAAGGAAGGUAAAGGUGAAUUAUGUAACAUAGGUUUAGAGAAAAAAUUAAGGUUAGAUGAAAAAUGUUAUUUACCGAAAAAUACUAGAAUAUCAGUAAAACUAAAUAAUAUAGAUAAACCAAAUGAUAAAUAUUAUAAAGGUAAUUUGACAAAUCCAAGAACUAUUCGAGAAACAGAUGGUUUGUAUUGGGGCUAUAGUGUUGAAAUUAUGAAAUCAUUAAGUGAAGUUUUAAAGAAUGACUACGAUAAUAAAAUAGUAGUAACUGAAAAUGGAGAACGCCCCCAGCGGGCGCGUUUUACUGUAACAAAGCAAAAAACGAAUAAUAUUUUAGUUGUUUUUGGAGGUUUCAAUGGUAUAACAACUGCUUUAGAAUCUGAUAAAAUGUUAGCAUCAAAAAAUCUUGGAGAUUUGUUUGAUAAUUGUGUUACUUGCCUUCCAGAUAGUGGAUCAAAUUCAAUUCGUACUGAGGAAGCUAUUCUAAUAGCAUUAACUGAACUUAAAAACAAAUUUGACCGCGUUUUGUAG